GGAGCUGACGUGACCGUCCCGCCUCCAGAACCAGAACCGGUCGCCGUCUCAGCAGCCUCCGGCCCCGCCGCCUCCCGAGUGCCCCGCCGCGGAGGCUCGGACCCGAGGUCGACGCCGGGCGCCCUUCCUCCUCCCCGCCAUGGCUGCGCCCCGCGCGCCCCGCGCGCCCCGCGCUCUGACGGCCGCCGCGCCCGGGUCCGGGAAGGCCAAGCUGACGCACCCCGGGAAGGCAAUCCUGGCAGGCGGCCUGGCGGGAGGCAUAGAAAUCUGCAUCACCUUCCCGACCGAGUACGUGAAGACGCAGUUGCAGCUGGAUGAACGCGCGAACCCACCGCGCUACCGGGGCAUCGGGGACUGCGUGCGGCAAACUGUCCGCAGCCAUGGCGUCCUGGGCCUGUACCGCGGCCUCAGCUCCCUGCUCUACGGCUCCAUCCCCAAGGCGGCUGUCAGGUUCGGGACGUUCGAGUUCCUCAGCAACCACAUGCGGGAUGCCCAGGGUCGGCUCGACAGCAGUCGAGGGCUGUUGUGUGGUCUGGGCGCAGGCGUGAUGGAGGCAGUGGUGGUCGUGUGCCCCAUGGAGACCAUCAAGGUAAAGUUCAUCCAUGACCAGACUUCCCCCAACCCCAAGUACCGAGGAUUUUUCCACGGAGUUCGGGAGAUUAUUCGGGAACAAGGGGUAAAGGGAACAUACCAAGGCCUCACGGCUACUGUACUGAAGCAGGGCUCAAACCAAGCUAUCCGAUUCUUCGUUAUGACUUCACUGCGCAACUGGUACCGAGGAGACACCAACAAACCUAUGAACCCACUCAUCACGGGGGUCUUUGGAGCCAUUGCCGGUGGCAGUGUCUUUGGGAACACACCUCUGGAUGUGAUCAAGACCAGGAUGCAGGGCCUGGAGGCACACAAGUACCGGAACACGCUGGACUGCGGCUUGCAGAUCCUGAGGAAUGAGGGCCCUCCCAGAUUCUACAAGGGCACUGUUCCCCGACUGGGCCGGGUCUGCCUGGACGUGGCCAUCGUCUUCAUCAUCUAUGAUGAGGUGGUGAAGCUGCUCAAUAAAGUCUGGAAGACAGACUAA
Molecule: messenger RNA, 1078 nt
Organism: Peromyscus leucopus (white-footed mouse)
Lineage: Eukaryota; Metazoa; Chordata; Mammalia; Rodentia; Cricetidae
Product: tricarboxylate transport protein, mitochondrial-like
Biological process (GO): mitochondrial citrate transmembrane transport
Source: RefSeq, a predicted model, not a curated record